Messenger RNA from Bombyx mandarina (wild silkworm), 1961 nucleotides. It is a transcript of the gene Syx7, whose product is annotated as syntaxin 7. NCBI's taxonomy places the organism in Eukaryota, Metazoa, Arthropoda, Insecta, Lepidoptera, Bombycidae. The record is from RefSeq and is a predicted model, not a curated record. Gene Ontology annotation, cellular component: membrane; synaptic vesicle; endomembrane system. Gene Ontology annotation, biological process: vesicle-mediated transport; intracellular protein transport; vesicle fusion. Gene Ontology annotation, molecular function: SNARE binding; SNAP receptor activity.
AUGGAGGCGUCUUAUCAAGGAGGUGUGUCAUACGAUGAGAAUGGAGAUAACUUUCAACGACUUUCUCAAACUAUCGCCAGUAAUAUUAAGAAAAUAUCCCAAAAUGUAUCCUCAAUGUCAAAGAUGGUCAAUCAGUUACAAACACCUCAAGACUCCCAAGAGCUUAGGGCUCAGUUACGCCAAAUACAAAAUUACACUCAGAAGCUGGCAAAGGACACUUCCUCUUUGUUAAUGGAGUUGAUGAGAAUGCCUAAAGAUAAUGCUGCCAACAAACUUACCAGAGAACGACUCAGUGAUGAGUAUAUUGCCACUCUUAAUAGUUUCCAGGCAACACAACGACUCGUUGCGCAAAAGACAAAAGAAGAUGUGAAAAAAGCAAAGGCUCAGUCUAUAAAUAUUGGGGAUCCUUUCGCUAUGGGGAACAGUAACAAAGAUUUGGUAGAGAUGACCGAGACAGAUGUCCGUAAGCAGGAGCAAAUGAAUAUGCAAGCUGAACGUUCUCUCAUCGAAUUGGAGGAACGCGAAAGAGAUAUUCGGCAACUUGAGAGUGACAUACUAACCGUUAACGACAUCUUCAAAGAGCUGAGUACAAUGAUACACGCUCAAGGCGAAGUUGUGGACUCCAUAGAGUCUAGUGUUGAAUACACGGCACAGAACGUCGAGAGCGCCACACAGCAACUCCGGGAGGCUGGGAAUUACAAAAACAAACUGAGGAAGAAGAAAGUCUACCUGGCGAUAAUAUUGAUCAUUGUGGUGUCAAUAAUCUUGAUCGUUUUGUUCCACAACUAAACACGUUGCAGCUCCGAGAUGAUGAUAUGAUUGCUUUUGAAAAACGUAAAUGUCUUUUAAAAUAAAUAAAUAUACGUGGAUUAAAAUAAAUAAUGACAUGUUUUGUACUAUUUUCUAAUAUACAGUUGUAAUGUGAAUUGUGAUACAUAAUAGAAAAUACAGAAUUCUUCGCAAUCCAUCAUGUAGAAGGAUUGACACUAAGUAAGAACACAAAACAAUUCCGUAGGUUUAGUUUAUAAUUUGUUUUCGAUGUGUCGUAUAUGUAAUACAUUUUUUUUAAUGACCAAUAAUUCGUAGACUAUAUUAAAAAAAUUCGGACUGUUCCUUUAACGUUUGCUACAACAAAAAUAAAUUUGCAAAAAAUACUACGUACAAAAAACUUAUGUUCGUUAAUAUACACAAGGGAUUAUUAAUUGCUUUUUAUUAUAAUAAAUAAAUAGCAAAACUGGUAGCAGCGUUUUGAAGACAUCUCGAUAUAGAAAGUAUAAUAUCAUGUAAAAUAGAUAUUUACGUCAUUUGAAAGCAGCUUCGAUUUUUGUACAUUAUUUAGCCACCAGCGUUCUGCUGUUAUUGUAUAUAUACGAUCAUUUAGUCAUAAACUUUAUUAAUAUAUUAUUAUCACUUACGUAACAUGCAUAGCAUAUUCAUUACGUGGCUGCAGUUAAACUCAGGUCUUUUCUAAGGUGCGUAAUGACCGUGACCAAAAGGGGGGGGGGACUAUACGCGAAACUUUGUAGAUGAGGAUGAUGAUGAUGAUCUAACGACUGGACCUUGUUUGCGAUAUGCUUUAUAUGUAUACGGAGAAAAGUUUCAAUAGCAUCAAAACUGCAGAAUUGAUUGGGGCAUGACCAUUUAACAAAUAACCAUAUAAUGUCCAUAUUUUAAUGCCAUUUUCCGUUAUGAGGUUUUCACUAGUCGUAGAAUGGAACACUUUCCACCUACUAAGCAGACAGACGUGAUCACGAGAGUUAUAAAGUUUUCCGAAUAGAUUGUAACUUGAUAUGUUUACUCAGAAUUGAGGGUUCUAAGAAAAUCCUAUUUUUUUCGUUAUUGUAGAUCACUAGCUUAUUGGUUUUUUUCCUACGUAUUCUGGUAACUUCGAGGGGUUAUACUAUAGAUUCUACGAAAUUAGUAGGUGAGCUCACGGAGCUCUAACCUGACGACGUUGCUAA